GUGUACCUGCCUACCUAGGUGAUUAUCGGACCCGCGACGGGUUCAUCGAUUUUGGCCAGCGCGUCCGUUGCUAUCUUAGUUCCACGGGUUCCACACCUGGUGCUUAGUUGCUUGGUGCAGCCAGCCCGCCCCUCCAAACCCCAGAUCCCACCUUGGUAGGCCCCGUCCCAGAACUGGAGCUGAGCCCAAGGGCGGGAGCAUCCAUUGCCCAUUCCCAUGCCGCCUACCUACCGUACUGGAAUUCCAUGCCAGCUCCAAACCUGAGUCCAACCUAACCUACCUUACCUUACUUGAUCUAACCCCCACUCCGCAACCUUGAAGUUUCCAAGGCCGCCCGGAACGCUCCCCAUGGUUCCUGUUCUACCGUCACGAUAAUGGACGACGCCCGUACGCCCACGGAGAAAGCGAAUCCCGGCGGUGCAAGCAUCGCCAGCGCUUCGGCUGCCCCCAUCUCCGCAGGCGGAGAGAAUGCCAAUGGCCCGCAGCAGCUGCGACAUGGUCACGAGCUGCCCUUUGUCGCGCCCUCUUCCUACCUUCGCCCUAAACCCACCAGUCGCACAAUGCCUGAGAAGACAGCCAGCAGUCCCCUCGACAAAGAGCAGAUGCAAGGUCUGAGAGGCAUCCGCGAGUUUCUCAAAGUCCGCACCAGCUACGAUGUCCUCCCGCUCUCGUUCCGCCUCGUGGUGCUCGAUAACGACCUGCUCAUCAAGAAGAGCCUGAACAUACUCCUCCAGAAUGGCAUCGUCUCGGCGCCCCUCUGGGACUCGCGCAACUCGGCAUUUGCCGGCCUCCUGACCAGCACUGACUACAUCAAUGUCAUCCAGUACUACUGCCAGUUCCCCGAGGAGAUCGACCAGGUUGAUAAGUUCCGCCUCAGCAGUCUCCGAGAGAUUGAACGGCGUAUUGGCGUCGUGCCGCUUGAGACGGUGUCGGUCCAUCCCAUGCGCCCCCUUUAUGAGGCGUGCCGCCGCAUGCUCAGGACGAGAGCCCGCAGGAUUCCUCUCGUCGACACGGACGAUGAGACGGGUCGCGAGACGGUUGUGAGCGUCAUCACGCAGUACCGCAUCCUCAAGUUCAUCGCCGUGAACAACGAGCAGCACACGAUGCUCCUGAAGAAGCCCGUGCGUGAUAUCGGCCUCGGCACUUAUUCCAGCCUGGCCACAGCUACCAUGGGCAGUUCCGUCUUGGAUGUCAUCGACCUCAUGGUCAAGCACAACAUCUCGGCCGUGCCCAUUGUGGACCAGAACUUCAAGCUCCUGAACGUAUUUGAAGCUGUUGAUGUCAUCCCCUGCAUCAAGGGUGGGGCUUACGAGGAGCUGGCUUCGACUGUGGGCGACGCCCUAUCGAGGCGUGCCGACGACUUUGGGGGCAUCUACAUAUGUGGCGAAGAUGACCGGCUGGAUUCAAUCUUCGAUACCAUCCGGAAGUCGCGCGUGCAUAGGCUGGUCGUGGUUGACGACGACAGCCGUCUCAAGGGCAUCAUCUCGCUCUCUGACAUCCUCAAGUACGUGCUACUCUUUGGCGAAGAAGAGGACGACAUCCGCCAAGUUGGUACGAUGAUCUAG
Messenger RNA from Lasiosphaeria miniovina, 1565 nucleotides. RefSeq lists its product as uncharacterized. Gene Ontology annotation, cellular component: cytoplasm; nucleus; nucleotide-activated protein kinase complex. Gene Ontology annotation, molecular function: protein kinase regulator activity; AMP binding; protein kinase binding. NCBI's taxonomy places the organism in Eukaryota, Fungi, Ascomycota, Sordariomycetes, Sordariales, Lasiosphaeriaceae. The transcript is spliced from 4 exons. The coding region runs from base 375 to 1565 and encodes 396 amino acids. The record is from RefSeq and is a predicted model, not a curated record. Gene Ontology annotation, biological process: protein phosphorylation; regulation of catalytic activity.